AUGCCAGCAGUUUCUGGUGAGCACGACGUGCAUUUUCUCCAUGCCCGAGAAUGGCAAAAGACUGUCGGCAACUCGGGCAUGACGCCUACUGCAUUUAGCUUCUUGAUUCCUGUAUUUGUCGUGGCUGUCAUAGCGCCUUUUAUGUGCAUCUUUUGCAUUCGCAAACGACGGCGAACACAAAUUCCUGUCGCAACACGACCAGCAACAAAGGUCAAGAAGCCUGCGCUUAGACGAGAAGAGGCAAGAGAGAAGCUCAAAGAAGUCACUGAGAUAUCUUCGCAAGCAAGCGAUGUUGGAGAAGAAGACCGAGAGAGGCCCGAAGGAGAAUCCCAGUCUAUAUCUGAAAAAGAGUGUGCCAUUUGUCUCUCAGCCCUCUAUCCACCAUCGCCGCCAGAGCCUGCAAAACUCUCACCCGAAACACCUAAUGCCGACACUCCCGCACCUUCAUCCGUGACAUCCGAUCAACCCCAAUCCACCAGUCCAACCACUACUGCCACCCCGCCCACCUCAACCCCCCAAUCCGGCUCGGAACCUAUCCUCAAACUCACCGUUUGCUCCCAUGAAUUCCACGCCGAAUGCCUCGUAUCAUGGUUCGUCCUCCGCAAAACUAGCUGCCCCAUCUGCCGCUCCAUGUACAUGACCAAGGAAGAAAUGGACAAAUACGACGAGGAAGAGCAAAUCGCCCUCGGCGGCACACCUUCCACAACCGUCACAACACCUACUCCGGAUCUUGAAGCCCAACAACAGACAACCCAGCCGGAAGCAACGACUACGGUACGCAACUGGCAGUACUUUUUGUAUGGUCGCGAUGCAUAUCGACGUGCGAGGGAUAGACAGACUAGGUCGCAGGCGCAGAGUCAACCUGCGGUCGAGAUGCAGAGUCAACCUGCGAUCGAUGGCGAGAGCCAGCAAUCUGAUACUGAGGCUGCGCCCGCGGCUGCUGAAGCGACACAACAGCCGGAGCAGCCGGCUAGAUCGAGAUGGCAACGAUUGCUCAGGCGGGGUUGA
Molecule: messenger RNA, 1008 nt
Organism: Bipolaris maydis ATCC 48331
Lineage: Eukaryota; Fungi; Ascomycota; Dothideomycetes; Pleosporales; Pleosporaceae
Source: RefSeq, a predicted model, not a curated record